UGUUCUGGAAGCCCCGGGCAGAGGCGCACACCUUAAGCCACGCGAGUCUGGGCCGAUGCGUGGUGCGUGGGGAGCAGGCUGGGCCCUCAGCGCCUGCAGCUCUGCAGCGGGGCCGGCUGCAGGCUCUGGCUGCUCUCGGGUGCGUGUGUUAGGGAGCCGGAGCUCGGGCUGUGGGUGCCCCUGAGUGCCCCGGGAGGAGAGGGAUUGUCCCCGGGAGCUGUCGCGCGCCGCUCGCGCCCUGCAGCCGACUAGCGGCGCCCGGGGGAAAGCGCGGCCCGGGCUCUGCAGCACUGGGGGGCCCAGGCCGAGCCCGCUGCGCCACAAAAGAACUUUGGCCCCGGCUUGGUGCUGAGGAUGCGCCCGCGGCCCGCGGGGCCGGUGCCUGCGCCGAGUGACCGCCUGUGCGCGCGCGCGCGGCCCGUGGCGAGGUUUCCGCGGGAGCCGCGCGUCGGGGAUGUAUUUUUAACCGCUUGACUCAGUGCCUGUCAGAUGAUCGGGCCCGCGAGCUGCAGCUCUCGGUCCCCGGCGGCGCGGGGGAGGCGGGCCCGGCGCGGGGAAGGGGGCCGGCUGGGAAAAGGGGAGGGACCUGAGCCGCGCGCGGGAGGAGUGUGCGCGCGUGCCGGUCACUCCGGGCUCCGCCGCGCAUGGCCGCCGCCGCCCGCCCGCAGCAGCCGUAGCCGCCGCCCGGGCGCGGGGGGCCGCGUGGGUGUGCAGGGGCCGCGGGGGGACCGGGGCCCCGUGGGUCGCGUCGGGCGGACCGAGCUUCUCUCCCGCUGGAUGCCGCUGCCUGUCACCAGGAGCCUCUCACCAUGAUCGAUAGCUCCAAGAAGCAGCAACAGGGCUUCCCCGACAUCCUGGCCACCGGGGACUUGGAACCGCUCAAAGAGAAGGAAUGCCUGGAGGGGAGCAACCAGAAAAGUCUCAAGGAAGUGCUCCAGCUGAGGCUGCAACAGAGGAGGACCAGAGAACAACUAGUGGACCAGGGCAUCAUGCCACCUUUGAAGAGCCCAGCAGCGUUCCAUGAGCAGAUAAAAAGCUUGGAAAGAGCCAGAACCGAAAACUUCUUGAAGCACAAGAUUCGGAGCCGGCCAGAUCGUUCUGAACUUGUCAGGAUGCACAUUUUGGAAGAGACAUUUGCAGAGCCAUCCCUGCAGGCUACCCAGAUGAAGUUGAAGAGAGCUCGGCUAGCUGAUGAUCUGAACGAAAAGAUUGCCCAGAGACCUGGUCCCAUGGAGCUGGUGGAGAAGAAUAUCCUGCCUGUGGACUCCAGUGUUAAGGAAGCGAUUAUAGGCGCUGGGAAGGAGGACUACCCGCAAACUCAGGGCGAUUUCUCAUUUGACGAAGACAGCAGUGACGCUUUGUCCCCGGACCAGCCCGCCAGCCAGGAGUCCCAGGGGUCAGCUGUGUCCCCCAGUGAGCCAAAAGUCACUGACUCCGCAUCUCCCGUGACGACGAAUACUCCAGCCCAGUUUACUUCCGUGUCCCCGUCAGUUCCUGAAUUCUUGAAAACUCCUGCUGCGGAUCAGGCCCCAACCAGGUCCCCCGCGCCCGUGAUUCCCGCCAGCACCGUGUCCUCCGCCAAGCCCGGGCCAGCACUGGUCAAGCAAAGCCAUCCCAAGAACCCGAACGACAAACACCGGAGCAAAAAGUGCAAAGACCCCAAGCCCCGGGUGAAGAAGCUGAAGUACCACCAGUACAUCCCGCCCGACCAGAAGGGCGAGAAGCACGAGCCGCAGAUGGACUCCAACUACGCGCGCCUGCUGCAGCAGCAGCAGCUCUUCCUGCAGCUGCAGAUCCUGAGCCAGCAGCAGCAGCACUACAACUACCAGACCAUCCUGCCCGCGCCGCUCAAGCCACUCAGUGACAAGAACAACAACAGUGGGAACUCGGCUCUGACCAAUACCAUACCCAGCACCCCGAGGCAGACAACACCUGCUCCCGGGAGAAAGCCAGGAACGCUGCCCUCGAGCCUGGAUGACUUAAAGGUGUCAGAACUGAAGACAGAACUGAAGCUGAGGGGCCUCCCGGUGUCGGGCAGCAAACCGGACCUCAUCGAGCGCCUGAAAUCCUACCAGGAAAUGAACAGCGGCAGUGCGGCCGGGGGCGUCGUGGCCGUGUCCACGUCGGCCAUCGUUACCAGUGCCCCAGAAGUCUCUGUGGCACUGCCGGUGACGACACUCCACAACUCGGGGACUGGUGCGGGCUCCACCUUCAAGGCAGAGCUGCCCGCUGGGGGAGCUGGCGGCACCGCCCACGUGGACAGCGCCCACUCCCCGCUGCCCAUCUCGCCUUCCCCCUCAGAACAGUCCAGCCUCAGCACCGAGGACACGAACAUGACCGACACGCUGACGGAGAUCAUGACCAUGAUGUCCCCCUCGCAGUUCUUGUGUUCGUCUCCGCUGCGGGUGGCCAGUAACGAAGACAGCCUGAGCCCCACCAGCAGCACCCUGUCCAGCCUGGAGCUGGACGCGGCCGAGAAGGACCGCAAGCUCCAGGAGAAGGAGAAGCAGAUCGAGGAGCUCAAGAGGAAACUGGAACAAGAGCAGAAGCUGGUAGAAGUUCUGAAGAUGCAGCUCGAGGUCGAAAAGCGAGGGCAGCAGCAGCAGCAGCAGCAGCGGCGGCCCUCCGAGACCCCGGCCAGUGCCCCCCCUAAUCCCGACACCAAGUCAGAGCAGAAGCACAGCACUUCCCCCAUCAAAGACGAGACCCCCCUCCCUGACUGCUCCAGCUCCAGGCAGCCCGCCCUGGUGGCCGGCCACCCUGCGCCCCAGCCCCUCCCCGUGGCCGCCCAGACCCUCGUUGCCAAGAAGGUGGUCAUCAAGCAGGAGGUGGCCCCAGCAGAGCAGCAGGGCGUCAUCCCCAAGUUCUACGUCAGUCCCCAGGGGCAGCCGCCACCUGCCCUGGUGGCUCCGCCUCAGGCGCUGCUGACCACGCAGACGGCGCAGCUGCUGCUGCCGGUGUCCAUCCAGGGCUCCAGCGUCACCUCUGUGCAGCUCCCCGUGGGCAGCCUCAAGCUCCAGACUCCGCCACAGGCUGGGAUCCAGCCGCAGCCGCAGCUGGCCACCACAGCCCUGUCAACAGGCCUGGCGCAGCCCGGACCCCAGAAGCAGGACACGUUCACACCACACGUGCUCACUCAGCCCCCGCAGGUCCGAAAGGUUUUCACGAACUCAGCACCCAGCCCCGUGCUCUCCUACCAGUGCCCUCCUGCCCCCGCGGCCCAGCAGCCCUUCGUCAACAAGACGUGCACCGGCGUCCUUCAGCCCCGGGGCGCCGCGCUCCCAGCCCUGCAGAACGGGCCGCACACGCCCAAGAAGCCCAGCUCGCCCCCGCCCCAGCAGUUCAUCGUCCAGCACUCUCUGUUUGGGAGCCCGGUCCCCAAGACCAAGGACCCGCCCCGCUACGAGGAGGCCAUCAAGCAGACGCGCAGUGCCCAGCCUUCCCUCCCGGAGGUCUCCAACACACACAGCCAGCAGAUGGACGACCUCUUCGAUAUCCUCAUUAAGAGUGGAGAGAUCUCCCUCCCUAUCAAGGAGGAGCCUUCCCCCAUCUCCAAGAUGAGACCAGUGACCGCCAGCAUCACCACCAUGCCGGUCAACACUGUGGUGUCCCGGCCGCCCCCCCAAGUCCAGAUGGCACCCCCUGUCUCCUUAGAACACAUGAGCAGCUUGUCUGCCAGCCUAGAGAACCAACUCGAAGCUUUCUUGGACGGCACCCUCCCUCCGGCCAGCGACACAGCCCCGCUGCCGAGCAGCGGCGAGGACAGGGAGACCUUCUCCCUCAUCGAGGACCUCCACAGCGAGCUGCUGGCGCCCCCCGGCACGCUGGACCACUCCCACUCCCCCAUGGAAACCUCGGAGGCCCAGUUCGCCGCCAGCACCCCCUGCCUGUCCCUGGACCUCUCCGACUCCACCCUGGACAACAUGGAGUGGCUGGACAUCACCAUGCCCAGCUCGGCGUCGGGACUCACCCCACUCAGUGCCGCCGCCCCCAGCAUGUUCUCCGCUGACUUUCUGGACCCCCAAGAUCUGCCGCUGCCGUGGGACUAAGGUCGCAGUGUCUCGGGCCCAAGCUCCUGGAGGGGUUCAGAGACAGACCAGCGGUGGCCAGAGCUGCAGCCCAGCAUGGAGCCCUUCCGUUGCCGGCAGCAGCGCGGUGUGGGCCUGCUGCGGGCUCGCCCGUUUCUGCAGACUUUAGUACAGAGCGGAAAGACCUGUGGAUAAGCACAGGGGAACGCGUGUGCAGAAGAGGCCCCGAGGAGUCCCGAGUGGCCCUAAGUUCCCCCGGAUCCUGAACACUGAGCACACAGCUCGCUCAGCAGCCGCACUGCAGGCAGCCGGUCACUGGCACUUGGUCAGUGGCCUGCGGCGGGUGCCAGCCACUCAGCCAAGGCUCCUGGCAGAAAACCUGUGGGUCCUUCAGAAACCUACAUGAUUUCUAUGUUGUAGUCUGUUUUGUGAUUUUUGGAAUCUUACUUUAGAUUUCCAAAUUUAAACGAAAGCUCUUUCACCAUAACCACACAGUCCACUGUAAAAAGUCCAGGGAUACUGAGAACACUGAAAAUUCUAGCCCUGCCCUCGGCUGAGAACGAGUCUAGCGUGUGCAUUAGACCCUUGUCUGCGUGCUGUGCGCAGCCUGGGCGGGGAAGCAGUGGGGUUCGAGUCUGGUAAUAACUCUAAUAGUUCUAAGAUACUUGAGCCACGUGUUUCUCUGUGUUUAAAGACUUGCUGACUAACUUUCAGGUAACCAGGCCCAUCUCAGAACCAAGGAAAGGCUUUAGCGCGAAGGGGCUUUCUGGGGAGAGGCCGACCUCACCCAUUCUCAAGCUGGAGAGUGAAAAACUGGAGGUUUUCUUAAUCAUUUUUUUUAUAUAUGGAGAGAGGGAAAAAGUUAGUGCUUAUUUGUGGAGUAGUUUAAGAAUUUUCUAAAAUGCCAACUAUCACAGCGUUUCCAAAAAUCUUCCAAGCUAGUCAUUAAAAUGUAGAAGAAAAUGUGGGUGAAAAACCUGAAAAUUCUCCUGUUCUUACCCAGCUCCUUCUCACCGUGACCCGUGACUGGGUGGCGUUGCUGGGAUUGUGUUUUACCUGACAGCUGGUCAGUUUUUCCCGCGUGUCGGUCUGCUUACACAUCCACAAGCUCCAUCUUUCCCUAGUCGCCCCCGAACACUGGAGCCCUCGCUUCACUGAUGUGUCCCAGUGGCCCAAAGGGCACCUUCGCUGCCAGCCCCCACAGAGAGGAGGUGUCUGGGCCUGCCGGGACCCUCAUUCCCUGCUUAGACUCUCGGUAUCGUCUCCCGUGGCUUCGUGGCGGCGGGGCUGUGUCCAUAGCUCUAGCGCACACGGGACUCAGGCGUGGGUCCACCAGCAAAGCAUGUCGGCAACAGGUGCAUGCUACUGUGGAGAAUUAUACAGCAGGCCUGCUGGGCGUGGGGCUUCUUGCUCGGAUAUUAUUUCCGUUUAAUAUGAGUAUUUCUGUACUACUUAAGCGAUCCUAUUGAAGUUUCCUAUUUAAACCUGCAGUGUGAUGCUCCACAAAACUGACACUAUCUCCCAGCAGGGGGACACGGCGUGGCGGGCCCGGAGUGUGGUCCCCAUCUGCUCCCGAACACUGACUCAGGCUUCCUCUGCCCACGACAGUCCCAGAUCACUGCACAGCCCUGAGCACCAAGGCAACAAUCCCUUGUGCUCUCUACGAGCGGGCAUGACAGGGAGCCCAUGGACCCCAUGGCCCUUCCCCAGAUCCAGAUUCACAAGCCCCACCCCUACCCCCGCAGCAGAGAUUCUGAGCACUGGAGCAGAGAACCCCGCAUUAUCCACACUGACUGGAAGGGCAGGGGACCGGGGACCACAGCUGCAAGUGCAGAGCCCAGCUGCGUUUCAGCUCAUCUUCCAAGUGGUUGCAGUCAGAACUGGAAAAUCAUCAGAUGCAGUCUCUCUCUCUCUCUCCAUCUCUCUCUCUCUCUCUCUCUCCUCUCUCUCGCUUGCUCUCUUGCCUCUCCCCUGUCUCUCUCCCCUCUCUUUCUCUCCUCUCCUCUCUCUCGCUCAUUAUCUCUUGUGCACUCUCUCUCGCUCUCUUUCCCUGGUUCAGAUUUCGCUAACUUGCUCUUCCUGGGCUAUAUUUUGUGAAGUGACUCUGCUUGGCCGUAAGCAGCCUUCAAUGUCCCCCCACCCCCUUUCUUGCAGAAUUUGAGGAAGUGCAUCAAUGCAAAAGAUUUCUGCCCGAAACUUUGCGUUGGGGCCUCUAGUUCAAACAGCUGCACAUGUUUACAAAGGGCCCUCCCCUCCCCGCAGACGCGUUGCUCUGUGAAUCGUCCUUACUAAAGUCACGACUUUGCGGCUGCAGCAUGGCAAUCUCAGACCUCCCGGUGCUGCCUGAAAGCCCAUCCGGUGGCAUGGCAAUGUCGACACAGCUGUCACGUUCAACAGAGCUUUGUGCCAACUGCUGAGACAAAGCUUUAACCGAGGUCACGGAAUCACCCAGGCUCCUAACCAUUACCUCUUUUCAAUAUGCUGUAAAGAAAUCUGCUCGUUUGGUAGGAGGAAGAAGCAUUUAGGAAGGGUUUAAUUUCUACCAAAAGUACUUAACCUCAAGUAACCAACAGUAAUGCAAACUUGCUUUAAAAGGAACCAAAGGCAUUGCCAAGUAUUUGCCAAAAGAAGGCACUUUUUAUUUAAAAUUUGAGACUAAUAUGAUCUCAAAAAAUCAAUCCCAAAAAGGUAUUAUCCAUUUAAGGUUAUAAUUUUCACAAAGAUGUAGAUAUUUCUCUAUUGUUUCUUUGUAAAAUAGCAUAGAUUUGUUUUGUUGGUUUAAGAAUAGUAUUUAGUAGUAAUGAUAUCAAGUUGUUUCUACGUACAAAUUAGGUUUUUGUUUUUUGUUUUUUUUGCUUGCAAUAUAAAUGCAAUGUGGCAGGUGUUUCUCUUCUUAUUUUCAUUCUCACAUUAUGUCUUAGCAUCUCACUUUAUGAAAAAAAGAAGAAAAAUACCAAUCUACAGAGCCCUGCUUACUAAAGCAUUAGUUUAAUUAAAAAAAAAAAUUAUGGCAGUAGGGGUGAGGGUGAUCUGUUCAUGUAUUGCCUUUAUGUUGUUUUUUAAAAAGAAAACCAUGAUGCCUUUGUAUUUGCUGUUUGCACCCCUGAAACCAAUUCCAUAUCAUGUCUGAAUGCCAUACAUUUUGCACAUGUACUGUACAUAGGUAACGCAUACUGUAUUUUUAUAUGUGCGCACAUUUAUCAUCAGAUCUUUUGUACAUAGUGGCAGUAUUGUAGCUGAUCGGGAAAUGUUUGAUAUCAGCAAUUUUGCAUUUUUGUGUCUCAAAUAAAAACCAUUUUGAUGUAC
Sorex araneus (European shrew) is the source of this 7334-nucleotide messenger RNA. It is a transcript of the gene MRTFB, whose product is annotated as myocardin related transcription factor B. Gene Ontology annotation, biological process: smooth muscle cell differentiation. The transcript has 15 exons. Lineage: Eukaryota; Metazoa; Chordata; Mammalia; Eulipotyphla; Soricidae. Bases 810 to 4049 code for a protein of 1079 amino acids. The record is from RefSeq and is a predicted model, not a curated record.